GUUCUUUGUCACUGCUGUCUGCAAUGAAAGGAGGAAACUGGCACGGACUGCAGUCUGCAAGGCACAUACCUCCCAACUGUCCCAGUUUGCCAGGCUUCAGUGUGAUCCUUUGCUUUCCAUCUCCUCCGGCUGUUACCCCUGAGAAAGUACUAUAUGCUGGUAUCCAAUUCUACUCUGGCGCAUGGUUGGAAGACAAAUGAAAGGGCUAAAGAUAAACCAGAAGAGAAAGGUGCCAAAGGUAAGCAUGCACCUGCCAACAAAGGGAUCCAGGCAGAAGGCAAGAAUUCAUUGGAAGAAAACAAAAGGGAGAAAAAAUUGGAUGAAUGUACUGGAGAAAGUGAAAAGGUGAAUUCAGCCGGUCCAGUCUUUUCCAAAGUUGACUCCAGCGUACAUGUCAAGGAGAGGAUGGUCCAACCUGAAAGAACAGAAAUGUCUGGACAAACCAAGAGCAUCAAAGUGUGCCCAAAGCAAAAGGAAACUGGUGUCAAGGCUGCAGGCCAGAAGAGUGGACUGGUUUCCAACUUAAGUAGCGGCACUCCCUCAGGAAGCCAGAAUAUGGACAAAACCUCCCCAGGCCUGGAAAACCUUCCUCAAAAGCAUCAUAGUCCAAAGUCAAAGGAGACUGAAAAAAACACCUCCCGACUCAGUGCUCCUACCAGGGAAACUGAGCCAUCCACCUCAAAGUCUGGCGGUGAAGUUGUGCGGACAAGGCUUUCAAUCAAUGUGCAAAUGACUGAUGGUCAAGAGAAGACGUUAAAGAGCAAAGAAGGAACGACUAACAGCCCCGGAGGUAAAAGUGUAGCUCCUAUCUCUUCUGUUUCAAUAGAUGAAGGAACAAAACAUUUGUCGGAGCCUUGUACAGCUAAGCAGAUCUCUAAGAGCAGCAGGACUGAACCCAUUCAAGAACAAAAAGGAGGGAGGCUUUCUAAUAAACCAAGUGAAAAGCAGGCACCCAAACUUCAGGGCCUUCUGGCAGCAACAUCUACAGAGGCUGAAGAAAAAGCAGACAGCAAAUGCAAGACUAUUCCAUGCCUGAUUUCCGUUGCAAAGGACACUGAGAAAGAUCCUGGAAGCCCAGCGAAAAGUCCCAAGGAAAAACCAAAAAUAAUGAAAGACUGUGAGAAAGAAGUCAAACCAGAAAGCAUGGAAUUGUGUAGCUUCACCUUAAGGAGACGGGAAAGUAGAUCGAAUCAGGGGGCAGAGAAACCAUCAGAAAAUACUCCAUUGCUAGCAGCUAGCAAAGCAGAAGAGGUGAUCAUUGAUGACAGCCCUCCCCCUCCGGCUCCUUUCGAACACCGCAUUGUGAGCAUCAAGCAAACCGACUUAACAGCCUCUUACUCAGUAUGCCAUCAUGAAGUCUUGGGAGGGGGGCGUUUUGGUCAAGUUCACAAGUGCACCGAAAAGUCAACUGGGCUCUGUCUUGCGGCCAAAAUCAUCAAAGUGAAAGUAGCAAAAGAGAGGGAGGAAGUGAAAAAUGAGAUCAAUAUCAUGAAUCAACUAAACCAUGUCAAUUUGAUCCAGCUCUAUGAUGCUUUUGAGUCAAAGAACAACCUCACCUUAAUUAUGGAAUAUGUGGAUGGUGGUGAACUAUUUGACCGGAUCAUAGAUGAAAACUACAGCCUUACUGAACUGGAUGCUAUCCUCUUUACGAAGCAGAUAUGUGAAGGAAUCCACUACCUGCAUCAACAAUAUAUUCUUCAUCUAGACCUGAAGCCUGAGAACAUACUGUGUGUAAAUCAUACUGGAAACCAGAUUAAAAUAAUUGAUUUUGGAUUAGCACGGAGGUACAAACCCCGUGAUAAGCUGAAAGUGAAUUUUGGCACACCAGAAUUCUUGGCUCCUGAAGUGGUGAACUAUGACUUUGUGUCAUUCCCAACGGACAUGUGGAGCGUAGGCGUCAUAGCAUAUAUGCUGCUCAGUGGCUUAUCACCUUUCCUUGGAGAAACAGAUACAGAGACCAUGAAUUACAUUGUCAAUUGCAGCUGGGACUUUGACGCGGAAGCCUUUGAACAAGUGUCAGAAGAGGCCAAAGAGUUUGUGUCCAGGCUCCUCAUAAAGGAAAAAAGUGGCAGGACAAGUGCAGCCAACUGCCUUAAACACGAAUGGCUGACAGAUUUGCCAGCCAAAGCCAAGAAAUCCAAGGUCCGUUUAAAGUCUCAGCUACUACUACAGCGUUACAUGGCUCAGCGUAAAUGGAAGAAGCAUUUCUAUGUGGUUGCUGCCGCCAACAGGCUGAGAAGGUUCCCAAGCAUGUCUCAGAGUCCUGCGUAACCUGUAGUUGAAGAUCGGCAAAACAUGAAAAGAGUUGAAGAUUGUAGGAAGUGGUCUAACUCCCCAUCUGGCAAUGAGAUUUCUUCCAUCAUUUUCCAUUACAUAACCACAAAGUGUGUUUCAGUUUCAGCCUUUAAGGCUAGUAGGGUCCAGUGGGGUGGUCUGUAGAAAAAGAAAAUUGGUUGCAUUUUUAGAAAGGGGUGGUGGUGGAAGUGGAAAGACUUAAAUUAUGCCUCUUGUUUCUUUAUUUCUUCAAUUAUAUGUUAGCAAUUAGCAGCAAUUUCUUCCAAUAUUGAUCAUCUUGGCAUCCAGGGAGACUUCAAGCUCUUUCUCUUCAAGGACCCAUUUGGUUUUUUUUUUAGCUGUCAACAGUAUCCUUAGCACUCUUCUCCAGCACAUCUCACAUGUUUUCUUCUAAGGGCUAAAACUGACGGCCCUGAAUGUCCAGUUCAACGCCUGCUUGGAGGUGUGGUGUUUAGAUGUAUAACACCCCCAUUACCUGGAAGCUGCGCUGGCGAUUACAUGCCGGCCGGCUUCCAGGUGAUUUGGGGGCAUGGCAUUCAGACACUACUUGCCCCAGAGCUGGCGAACACUUUUAGUACCUCUAGAGCACUUUUUCUACUUCCAUUUGGGGGGUGGGUGUGGGUGGCUGGCUGGCGACUGUGGCAUGCAGUUGCCACAGCCCCAUUCCAGCUCUUUCAGGGGUGGCAUGAUGCCCCCCUUUUGGGGCAGUGUUUCUCCCCUUUAUUGCUUUUUUCACUCUCUAGCUAUCACAUCUGUACAUGGUGAUGGGGGAUAUGAUGGUUUCAACGAGUCCUAUUUUAGGGUUCAGUUGCCUAAAUUUACUCUUUAGGAUCUUGUCUAGUUCUUUUCAUAGCUGCCCUUCCCAUUCCUAGUCUUAGGGAACAUGUAUGGGCAAUGAAGAUUGCCCCAAUUCUCUUACCGAGCAGCAGCCUCUAUUACAGAUAGGCUACUGUUCCUAUUGACUGGGAAGAAGCUGAGACUUCCACCUUUUUUCCCAAGGUGAGGAGAUUGCAACAGGAAUCCUGCUUCUGCUUGUCAUAAUGGAUAUAGCUCACUGAGUCAGCUGCUUCUUGACAGAUCCUCAUUGCUCUAGCACAAUGGUUCCCAAACUUUGGUGCUCCAUGUUUUGGACUUCAAACCCAGACAACUUGGUUAACUGUCAGGAAUUCAGGAAGCUGAAGUCCAAGACAUCUGGAGGACCAAAAUUUGUGAAUCACUGGUUUAGCAGCUGCCCAUUGAGGACUUGGGGUGGGCAGGCUGGGAAAUACUACUAAUGGUUAUAUAGCUAAGGGGAUGUGAUGACUUAGUGGUUAAGAUGCCAGUUCUGAUGAUCGGAAGUCCCAGCUUUUGCCACCGUAGCAAUUUGAAAGCAUGGAAAUGCAA
Molecule: messenger RNA, 3678 nt
Organism: Sceloporus undulatus (fence lizard)
Lineage: Eukaryota; Metazoa; Chordata; Lepidosauria; Squamata; Phrynosomatidae
Gene: MYLK3
Product: myosin light chain kinase 3
Exons: 14
Coding region: 154-2271 (705 amino acids)
Biological process (GO): positive regulation of apoptotic process; protein phosphorylation; intracellular signal transduction
Cellular component (GO): nucleus; cytoplasm
Molecular function (GO): ATP binding; protein serine/threonine kinase activity
Source: RefSeq, a predicted model, not a curated record